CUUCACAAAGACAAAAGAUCUCGAGACGCGGAAAAACAUAGAGAGAAGAAAGAAACACAUACACCUCAAAAGCGCAAAACACAACCCACAGAGACAUUUUUAGUUUUUUUCUCAUCCAAAUAAAACACAAUAUGGUGUCUCAAAAGCUGGAGAUUUGCAUCGAAUUGAUGAAGAUUGCCGUGGUUUUCGUCGCCACCGUGGCUGAAUCAGUAGAAGAAGCUUUCCGAAAGCCUCUGCCGGCGCUACCAGCAGUUCACGGUGGUCGCCGAAAUAGUUACGCCAACGUUCCAGUUCCUCUUGUUGGAUUCAUGUGAUGAGCUUUUUUGUUUUUUUUUUUUGUUUUUAUCUUUUCGAUUUUGGCCUCGUUAAAGUUAGUAGCUCUCGUGCCAUGUGGCGUUUUGGAAGUUGUUGAUUUGUGCAUAAGCAAAAGAGUUUACUGAUAAAUCAAAUCGUCGAGUUUUGUAACCAAAAAGAAAUUGUGUGUUAAUCGCUGAAGCUCUCUUUUAUAAGAUCAUUUAAAGCUACUAAUUAA
Molecule: messenger RNA, 532 nt
Organism: Eutrema salsugineum
Lineage: Eukaryota; Viridiplantae; Streptophyta; Magnoliopsida; Brassicales; Brassicaceae
Exons: 1
Coding region: 132-314 (60 amino acids)
Source: RefSeq, a predicted model, not a curated record